Molecule: messenger RNA, 2484 nt
Organism: Mizuhopecten yessoensis (Yesso scallop)
Lineage: Eukaryota; Metazoa; Mollusca; Bivalvia; Pectinida; Pectinidae
Product: E3 ubiquitin-protein ligase Midline-1-like
Exons: 2
Coding region: 121-1992 (623 amino acids)
Molecular function (GO): metal ion binding
Source: RefSeq, a predicted model, not a curated record
UCCGUGUUCGGGCGGGACAAGGAAGAAAAGUGUUGUGUCUUGAAAACACAUACCUGUCUGCGCUUUCAUUAUCUUAUAUUAAGUUCGCACGGUUAAAAUUGAACCAAACUGAUCCUCAUCAUGGCUGAAGGAGGACCCUUUCCGGAACUAGACUUACACUUACUGGAGUGUCCAAUCUGUCUGGAGCGACUACGACAGCCAAAGUCCUUACCGUGUCUCCACUGCUUCUGUCAGGAUUGUCUCGGGACCUACAUCACCAAGGAGUUGUCUGGCAAGAUGGCUUCGGCAACAUCUUUUCCGUGUCCAGUUUGUAGAGGAAUGGCCACGCUUGUCAAUCAAGCGGAAACCAAGGAAAACUGGGCUAAACAGUUUCCAACUAAUGGUGUGAUCCAAGAACUGAUCAAGCUUAAGGAACAGUCGUCUGAACCACUGUACUGCACACCCUGUCAAACAAAAGGAAAUCCGUCCAGUCCUGCCAAGUUCUGGUGUAAAAAAAUUGAAUCCGGUUUCUGUGAGACUUGUAAAAUUGAUCACCACGAUGUCGUACAUAUUGGAUGUGAUAUAUUAGAUAUAACCAGGCACGACAGCAAUAGACAAAAACAGAACCCGGCUGUUCCUCACUGUGACCAACACGACAAGAAGAUGGUUUGGUACUGUGAAGAUCACAAACUUCUCGGUUGUAGCAUGUGUGUCUUUAAAGAUCACAGACGUUGUGAAGCAGUGACAACAGCGACGGAAUACAUUCUGAAACUAAAAGCAGGAUCACAACUGACAGAUAUGCAGGCACAACUGAAGAAAGGCGCAGAGGUCAUGAACUCUUUAGUGAAGGACUUUGACGAACAGCUCCACGUCAUUGUAAAGAACCAAGAAAUUGCUCUCCAGAGUAUUACAGAUCUACGUCAAAGGAUCGACAAACGGCUUGACGAGCUUCAAAAGAACUGCACUGACAAGUUGAUCACGCUGAUCAAAGACGAAAAGAGGAAAUUAGACGACUCCUUACGGCAAUGUGAACGUCUAAAGAAAAGUAUGCUAAAUACACUGAAGUCGUCCAUUAAAGCUACAGAGGAAAACGAUAACACUGAAACGAUAGUGCUGUAUCAAAGAGGACAGGCAGAAGUGGAGUCGUGUAAGGUCCUGGUCACGGAGAUGAACGAAUCGUUCACGUCCAUCAAUAUUCAGCAUCAGACUGAACCAGGACAUACAACCUUUCUUCAUGACGUAAUGGGGGAUAUCGUCAUUGAGAACCCACCACGACGUUUUCCUGUGAGUCAUGGUUACCUUGCUUCACCAUUGCUUGGCCGUCGCGUGAGAGAAGUUCAACAGUUUGAUAUAAAAACAACAUCAGAUGAGAAGGAUUGUGAUGCAGCUGGCGUUGUGUACCUUCCGUACAAUCAAAUAAUAGUAAGUGAUCUCAAAAACAAAAAGCUGAAGCUGUUUACAGAUCAAGGACAGUACCUGGAUGAGUUGACCAUUCAAGGAACUCCUUGGGAUAUGUGUUUAGUGAACGACAACAUAGUGGCUGUGUCAGUUAGCAGUCCUGGUGGUGUCCAUAUCGUGAAAGUCGAAAACUCAAAAAUAUCACUUUCUUCCGAGAUCUGUUUGCCAGAUGGUAAAGGCUGCCUCGGUAUAACCCAUAUCAACGGAAGAUUUGUCGUUUGUUCAGACACAGAGGAAGCUGACACAGAAGAAGCAGAAGUGUUCAGUGUGACACAGGACGGCACCGCUGAGCUGUUACAUCAGUAUAGUGGUAUGUGUUAUUUCGUCUCACAUGACCCAACAAGUGAAGACGUACUGGUUAGCUGUCAUAUUAACACUCAGGGGGAAGCUGUGAUGUCAAGACUGUCGGCUGACACACAUCUCCAGGAUGUGAUGAAAGUCGCUCUCGUGAAAAAUGCUGCUGGUCUUAACGUUGAUAGAGAGGGAAACAUCUACCAUAUUCAAACAACGUCGUGCAGAUGUCUGGGGACGGGACAUACAUCAGGGAACUGCUGACGUCAUCUGACGGAAUAAACGACCCAUUUGCAAUAGCUGUCUGUGGUGACAUGUUUGUACUCACUGAGGAUGAUACUAACUACGUCCGUUUGUUUCAACUCUAUUAAGAUAACUACAACUCAAUUAUCUACAGAUCUAUUCACGUAUCAGUUACUUUACGAAACUAUUCACGAUGAAACACUCUAUAAAGAACAAGAGGAUCACUCGACCGCGUCCUCCAAAAGUAGACUAGUGUCAUGUCUUUUAUAAAAAUCAAAUGAAGCAUAAUGAAUAGGUGUCAGCCCAGCGACUGGUCAGGUUUUCCUACAUGGAACCAAUCAAACAGCUUACCGCGAGGGUUCGGUUUUGUUAUGACAUGUUUCAAAGGAUGCGGAGAAGUUACGUGUGUCGAGAGAGGAACCAAUUGAUCCACGCAUCAUUCUGUAUUUAAAUUCCAGUAGAGUGACACGUUACCAACGAUAGGCUGUUCUGAUGUUUACCGUAACAGUUGUU